CCGCACACGGAGUUGCGUGGUGUUAAUCUCCUUUCACUCGUACGCGACUCGCCAGCGCGCCGCGAACCGGUAUUCGCUCGAACGCGGAUAUCGACGCAUUUUUGGUACCGGUGGAAUUUAUGACAGCACCCUGUGGACUCCGACAUUGCUCAUUCAUCACCUCCUGUCUCGGUCCAUGCGACUGACGGAACAGAUCGAUAUGCGACAGCCGCGGGACACAAUACGGGAAGAAUGCGAAGUCCUUCAGAUAAACGACAAUCAGCUCAGAGAGAUUAUGAACAGGCUAAACAAGGCUUUACUGCUCGGCCUCGGCAAGGAAACUCACUCAAAAGCAAUAGUGAAAUGCUUUAUUACUUAUAUUCAGGAUUUACCUAACGGAACAGAAAAAGGCAAAUUUUUGGCCUUGGACUUAGGUGGGACAAAUUUCAGAGUUCUUAUUAUAAAUCUAGGACCAAACCACUUUGAUAUGCAGUCCAAAAUUUACGCUAUACCAAAACAUAUAAUGACCGGCACGGGAACAGCUUUAUUCGAUCACAUCGCCGAAUGUCUGGCUAAUUUCAUGAAGGAACAUGAAGUAUUCAACGAGAGGCUGGCCCUCGGAUUCACCUUCAGUUUCCCCCUGAAACAGCUGGGCUUGACCAAAGGAAUUCUAGAACGGUGGACCAAAGGAUUCUCCUGCUCUGGUGUAGUCGGCGAAGAUGUCGUACAACUUCUAAAGGAUGCCAUCGCGAGGAGAGGAGAUAUUUCCAUUUCUGUGAUGGGCAUCCUAAACGAUGCGACCGGCUGCCUUAUGUCCUGUGCACAUAAGAAACGUGAUGCCCGAAUAGCAGUCAUCAUCGGUACCGGCAGCAACGCUUGCUACGUCGAGAAGACUGACAACUGCGAGUUGUUCGAUGGCCCACCCGGCAAGAAGGAACUGUUGAUCAACACAGAGUGGGGCGCAUUCGGAGAUGAUGGUGCCCUGGACUUUAUUCGCACUGAGUUCGACAGGGAUGUUGACGCUAAUUCCAUCAACCCAGGCAAACAAGUGCAAGAGAAGAUGAUAUCGGGCAUGUACAUGGGCGAACUGGUGCGGCUGGUGCUGGUCAAGUUCACUAAGAUGGGUCUGCUGUUCGGAGGCCGGGGCUCCGACCUGCUGUUCGAGAGGGGCAGCUUCUACACCAAGUACGUGUCCGAGAUCGAGUCGGACAAGCCCGGAGACUACACCAACUGCAUGGACAUCCUGGAGGAACUGGGUCUGUCGCACGCGACGGAGGCGGACAUGGCGGGCGUGCGGCACGUGUGCGAGUGCGUGUCGCGGCGCGCGGCGCACCUCGUGUCGGCCGGCAUGGCGACGCUGCUCAACAAGAUGGCGGAGCCGCGCGUCACCAUCGGCAUCGACGGCUCCGUCUACCGCUUCCACCCGCACUUCCACUCCCUCAUGUGCGAGAAGAUCGCGCAGCUCGCAAACCCCGGCAUUGUGUUCGACCUGAUGCUGUCUGAAGACGGCAGCGGGCGCGGCGCCGCGCUAGUAGCGGCCGUAGCGUGCCGCGAGCGCUGCUAACCGCCCGCGCCCCCACACAGUGUAGUGUCGAUGAACUUUGCCAUCCAUUCUAUGUACAGUAUGUUUAUAUUGUAUUAUAAUAGUUAGAGUCUAGACCUAAGUCGAAUUGUCGGUCCGGGCCCAGUCGCACAAACAACUAACUCGAGGCCGAGCCCCGUCGAUUGGACUACUUACACGUUACUCGUACUUACGGCGCGUUGAUCGUGCUUUUUGGCGAUUCGGUACCAAAUAUAACUGUUAUGUUCGUGAGAGUACCGUUUAGCAGAGAGUACUGCUGUCACAGUGUGCAGUUAUGGGAAACUAGCUAAAGAUGAUUGUGAAAAUUUAGUUUAUGAAUCGUAAUCAAUAUUUCUCGCUACAAGGCCCGUGUCCAACAGGAGGCUGGAGCCAAAAUUGUGUGAUAUGAGAUCAUGGAUGCGAUGACAUUUAUUUUAGUACGAAAUUUUAAUCAGCAGGUAAAACCUGCGCUAACAGAUUGUUCGCUAGCUCUCUGUUGGAUAAGCCUAUCCCUUUAGUAAUGAGUGUAGAAAAUAUUAGCGCCUUCCAAAUAAAGGGGCGAUUACCGUGAAUUAUUAAUCUCUUUAUUUUGAAAAUGCAAUAUGACUACAUACUAUAAUAGCAGGGUGUAAGAUAGACACUAAGAUAUGUAGGUACGAAAGAAUCUAACGAAAUAUAACAUUAUGUGUACUUACGAGGUCCUUAGAUUAGUCUAGUCAAAAAAUUUAGUAAAAGCUACUUAAUGUUUUGGGUCUGAUUUGACAGUGAGCGUUUCGAAACAAGUUAACGAGACUGAAGCUGUACAAGCCAUAAUAUUACGCCAGUUGCUGUUUUAUUUUUAUUUUAACGGAUCUUAGUGUCAAUCUUUGUGGUUUUUAACCGUUUGUAAGUUCAAUUUGGCCAACCGAAAAGCCCCAACACAAACGAAAUUUAGAUUGUCAUCAACGUAAAAGUUAUAAAGUUUUAUACGGUUUUUGAUCUAUGGUAUUGUAUUAUAAAGAUAUACUUUUAUAUGAGAAAUUAUUACGAGAGAACCCUAUAUUAUAUUUCCUAGAACAGAUUGUUUAUAUAGGUAUUACUUUGUAUAAAUGUUGUUUAUAUAAACGGUGGAAUGAUUAUUUUGAUGUCGACACACAAUACGAAUGUAGCAAUAAAUGUUUGAAUCUCAAUCUAAUCUUGGAUUGCAAAAAUAAUUGUUUACAUUAGAUUCAUUGAAUUUAUCAUUCCAUUAUUUGAACACUGAUAAUGUUUUUUGUAACGCUAUUAAAAAUAAAAAAAUAUUUCAUAAAAUUAAAAAAUAAUUAUAGUGUAUUAAAAUCUUAAAAUACCCUAUUUAGUUUAGACGUUAGGCAAUCAAUGAAAUCGCUUAGUAUUUAUAUUUGUUUGAAUUGUAAAAAUUUUAUGUUGAUAAAAUUUUAUGAAUGAAUUCUGAUUUUGGUAAGCGAGUUAUUAUUUUACUGUGAUAGAGCUAGGACUAAAAUUCAAUUGUUUACAAAUUGUUUCUGGUUGUCACAAACAAAAGUCGCCUUCUAAGCACCCAAGUAAAUACAGAAACAAAUAUUCUUAUAUUGCGUCUCAAAUCAUACAGUGAUGAAUGUCGGUAUGUGAUGGGUGUGAAAUCUGAGACAGUAGUAACUAGUAGCGCAGUCUAACCAUCACACCAAAAUAGUUCCUAGUUGAAAUAGGUGCAUUUUAUGUUAGGAUAUUAUGUUGUGUAUUGCAUAUAACAUUAUGUGUUGUUUAUAAAUUAAGUAUAGAGUUAUGACAAUUUCAGUUGUUAUUUAUUUUCCUUUUUUAUUGAAUUUCCGUUCGCCACACAUACAGAACGAAUUUAUAAAAUUUCAAGGUAACUCGCACUCAAUGCUUCAGGCUAACUUUACUAUAGCAAUAUUCAGUAAAGAUAUUAUUUUGUUGUGUAGUGACUAGUGUUAUAUUUUAAUUGCUCAAAUUUGAUAUUAAUAGCGGGAGAUCGUUUCACAUUAUGCGAGCUAAAUGCUACAUUCCAAAUAUAAUGCUGACUGGCCCGAUAACCGCUUUUUGGUCGUAUUUUGAUUGAGUGUAGUAAAGUUAAUUUUAUUCCCCGUUUUUAUUUUAGCGACUCGCCGAGAGCACAGCUCUGCCUUAAUUUUUUUUACAAAAUUUCUAAACCACCCUUAUUUAAAACCAUGUAACAUGAGUAUUUUAUUCAUAUAAAAUUGAAAUUUCUGAAAUGAAAUCGAAAUACGAUCAACAUAAUAUUAUGAUAAUAUAACUUGGAAGCUUUUUCAAAAAGGCCCAUGAAGAAUUGUAGGUAGAUAGCAUUAAAGAAAUUAUUUGUACUGAAACUACUUCAAACAUAUCACGACACCAUAGUAUUGCCUGAAGCUUUCUAAUAUUAUUUUAAAAUUUAUGUAAAAACGACAAUGAAAUGCAAAGAAUGUUUAAAAUUAAACCAGUUUUAGAUAUCAUAGGAGGUGUAGCUCAUUUAAGUAAGAGCUGUUAACAAUGUUACUUAUUUUCAAUAAUAAAUAUAUAAAAACUGA
Messenger RNA from Aricia agestis (brown argus), 4062 nucleotides. RefSeq names its product hexokinase type 2 (gene Hex-A). Gene Ontology annotation, biological process: intracellular glucose homeostasis; glucose 6-phosphate metabolic process; glycolytic process. Gene Ontology annotation, molecular function: glucokinase activity; ATP binding; fructokinase activity. Bases 176 to 1543 code for a protein of 455 amino acids. Gene Ontology annotation, cellular component: cytosol; mitochondrion. The record is from RefSeq and is a predicted model, not a curated record. The transcript has 9 exons. Lineage: Eukaryota; Metazoa; Arthropoda; Insecta; Lepidoptera; Lycaenidae.